Molecule: messenger RNA, 2318 nt
Organism: Hyalella azteca
Lineage: Eukaryota; Metazoa; Arthropoda; Malacostraca; Amphipoda; Hyalellidae
Product: ras-specific guanine nucleotide-releasing factor 2-like
Molecular function (GO): protein binding; guanyl-nucleotide exchange factor activity
Source: RefSeq, a predicted model, not a curated record
GGGUCAGGAUGCUCAGUCCCAAGAUGCAGCGCUCCAUCCGCAUCAACGAGAACCAGGUCAUCAUGCUGUGGGAGAAGGCCCGCAACGACCACACCUACAACAACUCAGGCUUUCUGCACAAGCGAUCGUCCGACUCGAACCGCUGGCAGCUGCGCUGGUUCCUGCUGUACCAGAACCUGCUGUUCUACGCCGAGAACGAGAAAAGUGUGAAGCCGGCCGGGGUAAUCCUGCUGGAGGGCUGCUACUGUGAGCGCCUCAUCACGUCAGGACUGCAGGGCGCCAGGGGCAAGGAGGAGGACAAGCAGUGCUGCUUCGCCAUCACCUACCGCCGCGACCACCAGCGGCAGUACGACCUCCGGGCUGAAAGCGAGAUCGCUUGCAGAGUCUGGAUUGAAGCCAUCAGGCCUGCCAGCUUUAACAAGGUGCUGCUGCAGAAGGAGGAGCUGGAGCAGCAACACCUGCAUCUCUUGCAAAUCGUCGAAAGCGAGAAGACCGCCAAGAAUCUGUAUACUCAGCAGGUUGAAGAACUUUCGUCCGAGAUACGCAAGCUCAGGGCAGAGCUUUGCUCGUUGAAGAAGACGUGGUCGUCUGGGGCUUCAGGAGGGCGUCUCGACGACCUCCCCGAGGAUUCCGAGGAGAUCCGAAAGAUCAAGAAGGUGCAGAGCUUCUUCAGGGGCUGGUUGUGUCGCCGUCGCUGGAAGCAGAUCGUCGAAGAGUACAUCAGGUCGCCCCAUGCGGACAGUAUGCGCAAGAGGAACAGUCUCGUGUUCCGGAUGGUGGAGGCGGAAGAGGAGUAUGUAGAUCAGCUGAACCUGCUGGUGUCGUGCUUUCUGAGGCCUUUCAAGAUGGCAGCGUCCAGUAAGAAACCGCCCUGCAACCACGAGGAUGUCAACUCUAUCUUCCUCAACUCCGAAACUCUCCUCUUCCUCCACCAGAUCUUCCUGAAGGGACUGUCAGCGCGUAUGGAGAGCUGGCCCACGCUGGUGCUGGACGGAAGCCGCGACGUCGCAACCAACAAGCAGAAGAAGGCGACCAGCACGACGAUGCAGCUGCUUGGGAACACCCACCUUGGUGACCUGUUUGACAUGCUAACCUGUUUGCAGUAUAACUAUUACCAUUACCAUUACCCUUACCAUUACCAUGUUCAGGUGCUGGCGGAGUGCAAGCAAAACUCGCACUUCGCGUCGUUCCUCAACAGGCUGGAGGCGCGGCCUGCGCUCCAGAACCGCACCUUGGAGACCUUCCUGACCUACCCCAUGCACCAGAUGCACGACGAGGUUAUGUAUGCUGCCAGGCGUGCGACGAGGUUAUGUGUGCUGCCAGGUGUACGUCGAGGUGUUGUGUGCCGCCAGAUGCACGACGAGGUUAGCGAGACCGAGAACAUCAGGAAGAACCUGGCGAUCGAGCGCAUGAUCGUGGAGGGUUGCGACAUCUUGCUGGACGUUAACCAGGUCUUCGUACGUCAGGGGUCGCUGAUUCAGAUCCACGACGGCGGCAAAGGGCGGCCGUCGAAGCCGCGCCUGCCGCAGUUCAAGCUCGAGAAGGACGCCAUCAGACAGUGCUUCCUCUUCAGCAACCACCUGAUAAUGGCCACCAGGACCUCAGGAGGCAAGCUGCACCUCAUGGCCUCCACAGGGAAGAUCCCUCUGCAGGAGGCCAUCUUGAUAGAGGACCCUAGUGACCAGAUGAUGUGUCAUGAUGAUGAUGGAGAGUCGUCGGUCUGCUCACUGUCGUCGGCGAGCAGCGGCGUGAGCGAGAGCUCUGGCGCCACAAGCUCGGGGUCUGCAGGCAAGACCGGCGCCAGGGGUCUGGUGUCCCCCGAGCAGACCAACCUGGACUUCAAGAUCGUGUGGGAGCAGAAGACCGGCCCGCCUCUCAUCAUCCAUCUUGUUGCCCCCACCAUGCAGGAGAAACAAGCCUGGAUCAGCGACAUCAGUCAGUGCCUGGACAACGUGCACUUCAACAACCUGUUCCGUUCAUCCAUGUCGGACACGUCAUCCAUCACCAUGCCGCACUGCAUCAAGAACGACCCUCGUCUCUUCACCGACGAUGUCGACAUCCGCUUCUCACGCACCCUCAACUCGUGCAAGGUACCCCACAUCAGAUACGCGACGCCGGAGCGGCUGCUGGAGAGGUUGACAGACCUGAGGUUCCUCUCGAUCGACUUCCUGAACACCUUCCUGCUCACCUACCGCGUCUUCUGCGACGGCGUCUCGGUGCUCGAGGCCCUCAAGAAGGUCUACACCAACCCGGACCUCCCAGACCAGGCCGCUGACUCCAGGGAGUCUUCCGUUGAGAGGCGAGGGUCUGAUGUAUAG